AUGCAACGAGUUCUGUCAGCAGUGGAUUUUUCCAAUCUGCUGAAUCCCGAAGCAUCUUCAACAUCUCCACCAGCACCGCAACCAUCCAAGCAGCCGCAACAGUCACAAAAACAGUCUACUGAGGGAGGCGACAUGGCCGCCGUCACAGCAAUCAGGCCCAACGGCCCUCUACCUAGUGGUCAAUCCACAUCAGAGCCAGCAAACAUGGAGAUGCCGCGGCCCUACAAGUGCCCGCUCUGCGACAAGGCAUUCCACCGUCUUGAGCACCAGACUCGUCACAUCAGGACGCACACUGGCGAGAAGCCCCACGCCUGCCAGUUUCCUGGAUGCAGUAAAAAGUUUUCACGCUCUGAUGAGCUCACCCGCCACUCGAGGAUACACAACAACCCCAACUCGAGGAGAGGAGCCAAGGGCCAGGCUCAGCACCACGCCAUGGUCGGUCCCGAUGGAAUGAUGGCACCGCCUCAGGGUCACAAGGCAAUCCGGUCGGCGCCACCUUCGGUGCUCGGCUCGCCCAACGUGUCACCUCCUCACUCUUACGCGCAGUACGCUGGAUCUUCGGGGCUCAACCCUCAUGCCGCCUACCCUUACCACCGUGGGCCGCCUCCGACCUCGAACAACAUGGACAUCUCGAUGCUCGCAAAGGCUGCUCAUCAGGUGGAGCGCGACAACCUGAUGGCACCUCCCCAUCACCACCACCACAGCUCCAGGCAUCACCCGUACUACAUGCAUAACAGCUCUCAUCCUCGAGCUGGUCCUGUGGCUUCUCUCUCAAGCUACCACAUGUCUCGAUCCCACUCGCAUGAGGACGAUGAUCAUUACAACCAGAGCUACAGGCAGGCCAAAAGAUCAAGGCCCAACUCGCCCCAGUCCACUGCUCCGUCGUCGCCGACUUUCUCCCACGACUCACUUUCACCUACCCCUGAUCACACGCCCUUGGCCACGCCUGCUCACUCACCUCGUCUUCGACCUUCGAACUACUCGAUGCCGACCUCUUAUGAGCUUCCGCCCUUCCGCUCUCUGAGCCUUCAGCAGCACACCACACCCGCGUUGGCGCCAUUGGAACCGAAACCUGACGCACCUUACGGUCACCCUCAGCCUAGUGCCAUGGCCGCACCGCCUGCUGGCGGCAGGAGUGGCGGUAUCUCGCUCGCCGACAUCAUGAGUCGUCCCGAUGGGUCUCAGAGGAAACUUCCCGUUCCCAAGGUCGCCGUCCAUGAUCUUCUUACACCCAGCGAUGGAUACCAUCUCAGCGGUAGAAGCUCGUCCUCCAACAGCGUUUCUGGAGGGGACCUAAUGGAUCGGAUGUGA
Molecule: messenger RNA, 1311 nt
Organism: Pyricularia grisea
Lineage: Eukaryota; Fungi; Ascomycota; Sordariomycetes; Magnaporthales; Pyriculariaceae
Exons: 1
Coding region: 1-1311 (436 amino acids)
Cellular component (GO): cytoplasm; nucleus
Molecular function (GO): RNA polymerase II cis-regulatory region sequence-specific DNA binding
Source: RefSeq, a predicted model, not a curated record